Molecule: messenger RNA, 943 nt
Organism: Olea europaea var. sylvestris
Lineage: Eukaryota; Viridiplantae; Streptophyta; Magnoliopsida; Lamiales; Oleaceae
Exons: 3
Coding region: 208-630 (140 amino acids)
Source: RefSeq, a predicted model, not a curated record
UACAAAACCCAAAAAUACACGGAACCCACGUCUUUCCUACUUCUCCAAAAAUUUUCUCCAAAAAUUUUGCCUUCAGAAAAUUUUGGUAAAAAAAUCUUCCCUCUGCUCCUCUCUAUUUAAUUGAAGAAUAAUCUCAAAUGCAAGUAAAGAUGAAAACUUUCCGCUUUCUUUAAUUGAAGAAGAAUCUCGAUCUUUUACACGGUAAAGAUGAAACGACCUGCACCUUUCAAUAAUGCGGAGGGACGAGAUUUGAAGCAACAAUUUGAAAUGCUAGUGAUUUGUACGGAAUACAAACGAUAUGGGCAAGAUGGUACGAGGUUUUCUGAAGUCGACGCCUUCGAGUUCACUUAUGCAGGGAAGAAUAAUGUUAGACUUAUAAUGCAGCUACUGCUCAACAUAGAAGGCAAAAGAGCAGCAGCUUCUCGAAGAUAUCCCUUUGGAGGAAUACCUAUAGAUGAUCCUAAGGUUGGACUUAAUAUCAUGCUGUCCGUUCCAAGUGCAAAGCCCCGAUGUCAAAUUUGUGGGUUGAAAGAUGGUCGCCUUCGAGACAUUAAGACAUCUUCUUCCAAUGUACGCAAUAUGGAGAAGGAGAUAGAAGCAGAAAGUGCUAAUACGGUAAGGGGUAGUUAACUUUCCCCGCUCCGAACAUACCUAUUUAUUGAUAAGGCGAGGAAGGCUUCUCGAAUGGUAGAAUAUGUAGCUCGAGUGAAGAUGGAGCAAAUGAUGCACAACAAGCUCAAGGUUGUUAAACAACAAUUCAAUUCUACUUUACAGUCUGGGCAUCACUCUAUGCACCAGUUAUGUGGUAAAAUUCCUGGCUUCGUUGUAACAUCAUUUACACUAUUAUCAAUAUAGAUCAAUAGUUUAAUACUAAUGAGGAAAAUGAUGUUAUGGAAGACAAAGAGAACAACUUUGGAGAGUCAAUUGCAUAUCUAAUUUAUGA